Molecule: messenger RNA, 2269 nt
Organism: Drosophila willistoni
Lineage: Eukaryota; Metazoa; Arthropoda; Insecta; Diptera; Drosophilidae
Product: amidophosphoribosyltransferase
Exons: 2
Coding region: 121-1749 (542 amino acids)
Biological process (GO): purine nucleotide biosynthetic process; purine nucleobase biosynthetic process
Molecular function (GO): amidophosphoribosyltransferase activity
Source: RefSeq, a predicted model, not a curated record
CUACGCUCGAUCGCUGGUUCCCGAAACUCGAAAUCGAAUCUCGUGUUUAAAAAGUUUGCUGCGCGUGCGAAGAUUUCUGCAUAUAAAACCGUUGCGUAAAUCAACAGCGACAGUAACAACAUGUCGACGCAAGAACAGCAGCAACAGCAGCCGCAGCAACAACAACACGUGGGGGAGCAACAGGUGAAGUCGACCUCGACCUCGGUAUCGACCAUUCCUACAAUAAGUGAGAGCAAGGAGCUAACCGGUUUGACGCAUGAAUGCGGUGUCUUUGGUGCCAUUGCUUGCGGGGAUUGGCCCACGCAAAUUGAUAUUGCUCAUGUGUUAUGCUUGGGCCUGGUAGCACUACAACAUCGAGGCCAGGAGUCCGCGGGCAUAGCCACCAGUGAAGGCAAAUGCUCCAAGAACUUCAAUGUGCACAAGGGAAUGGGUAUGAUUAGUACACUGUUCAAUGAUGACUCCAUGAAGAAGCUGCGCGGUAACCUUGGCAUAGGUCAUACACGUUACUCCACUGCAGGAGGCUCCGGAGUGGUUAAUUGCCAACCAUUUGUGGUUCACACGGCUCACGGAGCAAUGGCUCUGGCCCACAACGGUGAGUUGGUGAACAAUGAAUCUCUACGAAGGGAGGUGCUGGGACGCGGUGUUGGAUUGUCCACGCACAGUGACAGUGAACUGAUUGCCCAAUCGCUGUGUUGCGCUCCCGAAGAUGUUUCUGAACUGGAGGGACCCGAUUGGCCAGCUAGAAUUCGCCAUUUCAUGACCCUGGCCCCCCUUUCCUAUUCAUUGGUCAUAAUGUUAACGGAUAAGAUCUAUGCCGUGAGGGACACCUAUGGAAAUCGUCCAUUGUGCAUUGGUAAGAUUAUGCCCAUCAAUUCGGGUCAUGCUGGUCAUGGUGUGUCUGAUACACCAGCCGAUGGCUGGGUGGUAUCCAGUGAGAGCUGCGGCUUCCUCUCCAUUGGAGCCCGUUAUGUGCGUGAAGUGGAGCCAGGAGAGAUUGUGGAACUGACACGAAGUGGCUAUCGCACUGUGGAUAUUGUGGAACGGCCGGAUUUUAAGCGCAUGGCAUUCUGCAUCUUUGAGUAUGUGUAUUUUGCCCGUGGUGAUAGCAUCUUCGAGGGUCAAAUGGUCUACUCUGUGCGCCUGCAAUGCGGACGACAAUUGUGGCGCGAGGCUCCCGUUGAAGCGGAUCUUGUCAGUUCGGUGCCCGAAUCGGGCACAGCUGCUGCUCAUGGCUAUGCCCGAGAGUCGGGCCUGGAAUUCGCUGAAGUUCUGUGUAGAAAUCGUUAUGUGGGUCGUACCUUCAUUCAACCAUCCACUCGACUCCGUCAACUGGGAGUGGCCAAGAAAUUUGGUGCCCUCUCCGAGAAUGUGGCCGGCAAGCGUUUAGUUUUAAUUGAUGAUUCCAUUGUCAGGGGCAAUACAAUUGGACCCAUUAUUAAGCUGCUUCGGGAUGCGGGCGCCAAAGAAGUGCACAUACGAAUUGCCAGUCCGCCUCUGCAAUAUCCCUGCUACAUGGGCAUCAAUAUACCCACGCGUGAGGAGCUGAUAGCCAACAAGUUGAAUGCCGAACAACUGGCCCGUCAUGUGGGCGCCGAUAGUCUCUCUUAUUUGAGUGUUGCUGGUCUGGUUCAGGCAGUCCAGCUGAAACAGUCGACGGGAGGAGAUGGGGAAGGCAAAUCAAAGGGUCACUGUACAGCCUGUCUGACUGGGGAGUAUCCAGGCGGUUUGCCCGACGAUUUGAGCUGGUGACGACUUUCCUCAUUCCCCGAAUACAAAUUCUUUGGGAAUUUUUGUAAAGAAAUCAAAGUUAUAUCUGAUUUAAAACUAAACUUUAAGCAAUUUAAAUUCGUUGAAUUAAUCUUACACAUUCAUCAUAUACUAAUGCUUCUACUAUUCUCCUCCUGCAGUAUCAAAAGCCAUAUAGAGUGCUCGAAAUUGCUGUCACAAAUUAAAACUAAUAAGCCCUGCAUUUAUAUAGAGUAUCCCAGAGUUAUAAUGGGAUAUGUUAGCCAUUCCUACAUAUACAUACAAACAAUUGCAUUUUGUAUUUGUUUUAGAUCUUAAGUAAAAAACAAAAGAAAGCUCUCUUUAUCUAUAUAUAUGUAUAUCUUACAAAGACAUUUUUUUUGGCUGACAUAUAGUACAAAAAGAAAAAAGAAUAUAUUAUCCUUCAAUAUUUAUGCCUUAAAGUGAAAUGCCCUUUAAUUUGUUUUUGGAUAAAUUACAAUUGCCAUUAAAUAAACACAAACGACAUUUUUUAGACCAAGAA